GUAGAAGUGUAGCGGGACGGUUUGAAACCGCAUUUAUUGAAGAAACAGUCGAAAUAUUUAAAAAAAAGGAAGAGCUGAUUGGCUUUCGGUAUCUGUCGUCAAAAGAUAAGGAUUUGAGCAGCAUGUUUCGUUUUUACUAUACCUUGAGAGGAGGUCUAAUGAAUUGAUAAAUUGAAUUUUACACGCACUUGUGUUAAAAUUUUGAAUUGAAUUUCACGUGCUUGCCGAUCGCUGGCAUUGGAUUAGGGUCUGCAGCUGGAAUUCACUGGAAUUAUUGGUAUUUCAUAAUUGACCAUGGAGGAAGAUUUUGGCUUUGUUCCCCGUGGUAGAGGACGAGGGAUGAUGCGCGGACGUGGCAGGGGCGGCGGCUACCGUGGCGGUGACCCGGAGCGCGGCGGGUACCGCGGUCGGGGGGAGCGCGGCGCGCGCGGCUAUAGGGGCCGGGGCGAGCGUGGCGGCCGGGGCGGCUAUCCACCGCGCGGCGGUGGCUACGACUCCCCGCGCGGCUACGGCCGCGGCCGCGGCUACCCGAGCCGACGCGGCGGGAUGGAGCACGGCGACUACGAACCCAUGGACAGCUACGAGCCGGCCCCUUAUGAGGAGCCGGCGGCCGAGUACGAGCCCAGAGGCCGUCGGAGCUAUGAGCCUCGCGGCCGCGGAGGGUACGAGGGUCGUGGCAGGGGCGGCUAUGAGCCCCGUGGCCGAGGAGGCUACGAACCCAGAGGUCGGGGUGGCUACGAGUCCCGCGGCCGCGGAGGUGGUUAUGAGCCCCGCGGUCGCGGAGGGUACGAGCCGCGCGGCCGCGGAGGAUACGAGGGUCGUGGCCGCGGUGGCUACGAACCCAGAGGUCGCGGUGGUUACGAGCCGCGCGGCCGCGGCGGCCGCGGUCGGCCUCACUUCGAGGACGCCGGCUACCCGGAGGCGCCGCCGCCCAAGCGCGGCCGCUUCGUGGGCGGCGGCGGCUGGGGCGAGUACCCGCCCGAGGAGCGCGGCUACGCGGCGGAGUACGUGGAGGAGCCGCGGGGGUACGCGGCCGAGCCCCGUCCGUACCGAGGCGGCGGUGGUGACGACUAUGGCGGCGACCGCUACAACGGCGGCUACAACGGCCGAGCGAUGGAUGACGGCUACUCUAACGGUCACGGAUACCAGGCUGGUGGCCGUUGGUAGUAGGUUACAUGUGCCCAAGGCUGUUGCGCGGGCACGGUAGACCGCUACGGUAGAACGCUGGCCUGACAAAGGGGCUCCGCACACGCCUGCUAGGCGCUUACUCUAAAGUCGGGUGAUUCCCUCGAGAGCGUGAGAGAGGAACUGAGACAAAGAGAAAGACAGAGCUGACGCGUCGAGGCCACGAGAGAAACUGUGACGUACAGAUGAGUGGCGUGAACAUGCCUGUGAGCCGCGAGGCGGGAGCUGACCUUGAUGUCUGCGGAGUCUGGAGCUAGGUUCGACGUAGUGCUGUUUUAUAUGUCGAAUUCACUGAGAUCCACGUUCAUGUACUACUUUCAUCUUACCAUCUUCGUUAGUGGCCGCCAUUUGUUGCUGUUCUUUCUCGCUGGAGAAAGCGAAGGAAAGUAACGGGCGCCCGAUUAGUGUUGUAAGACUAUCUCAUCCUGACCGCGUCAUAAAGGUGGAUGCGCGAACAAUUUCAUAAUAUACUGGCGUCAAAACGUCUGCAGUAAUUUUACGAAAGGAUAAUUGUUGCUUUUUCUGUUUCUUCGGUUAUAGUGUAAGACAUAGCGCGACAAACUUUGAUAUGUACUUACGGAAAUGAAGCCCAUCAUCAGCGUAUUAGUUCCUUCGAUGUCGAUGUCAUAACCUGAUUGGUCGCGAUCAUUGGCAUUUCAAUGUCUCAAUAAAAAUCAUGACGAA
Messenger RNA from Amphibalanus amphitrite, 1869 nucleotides. RefSeq names its product TATA-binding protein-associated factor 2N-like. The transcript is spliced from 6 exons. Lineage: Eukaryota; Metazoa; Arthropoda; Thecostraca; Balanomorpha; Balanidae. The record is from RefSeq and is a predicted model, not a curated record. Bases 295 to 1167 code for a protein of 290 amino acids.